This is a messenger RNA of Dalotia coriaria, 2294 nucleotides long. RefSeq lists its product as uncharacterized. NCBI's taxonomy places the organism in Eukaryota, Metazoa, Arthropoda, Insecta, Coleoptera, Staphylinidae. Gene Ontology annotation, biological process: protein modification by small protein removal. The record is from RefSeq and is a predicted model, not a curated record. Gene Ontology annotation, molecular function: peptidase activity.
CACAGCCAGUGCUCUCGACGUACUAAUCGACUAAGUGCACAUUGCUAGUACCCGCACGCGAACGACAAACCGUCAGCGGCUGGUGCAAGAACUCUCAAAGAAAGUGCAACAACUUUGUUGCCGUUGGACGUGUGACAACAAACACAUAAACAAACUUUCCGCAGUCCGCGCGAGCGGGAAAGUAGCGGUAACCCAGUGACAUAGUAAGCGCACAAAGGGCGCAUACUAUCGACGCGAUAGACAGGAUUGUCAGGAAACGAAACGCGUGGCCCCACGAGCGUUCCAGACCGUUGGAAUCCCCUCAGGUAGCUACCAACAUAGAUAAAAAGUGAACGUGAAUAAACACGCCAGUUCCAAACGCGUGCGAAGGUCGACUGAACGUGCGAGUCAUCGUCGAGCUCCAUCCGCAUCUAGCGCACACCGCGCGCUCCCAUCAAUCCCUCAACACCCAGGUACUCCUUGAAGAUGGCGAGUAACAAAGUAGAGCUCUACAUCUACGACCUCUCGAAGGGCAUGGCCGCUAUCAUGUCACCGAUCCUCAUCGGUAAAAAGAUUGAUGGAGUCUGGCACACGUCAAUUAUCGUUUAUGAACGCGAGUUUUUCGGAUCAUCCGGUGUGGAAAGUUGCUCACCAGCGUCCACCGCGCUUGGCCAACCCUGCAAGAUCAUCCUUGGGGACACGCAGAUUCCAUACCCUGUCUUCAUCGAGUACCUGAACGGCCUGGGCGACACCAGUUACGGCCCGACCACAUAUAAUCUGCUCUCUCACAACUGCAACAACUUCUCCGACGAGCUUGCGCAGUUCCUGUGUGGCAAGGGGAUCCCGAAGUAUAUUCUUGAACUGCCCAACGAGGUGUUGCAGACCAGCCUGGGCAACAGCCUGCUACUACCACUAGUCCAGCAGCUGGAGCAGAGCGCACGACCGAUCGCCAGCGAGCAGGGCGCACGCACCCGUGCCGAGAGCCCCGACUUGGAGGCCCUCAACACGCAGAUUGAAGAAGCCAGAUACAAUUCAUUCCUGAACGAGGAGCGGCGUAAGCGACUCAACGAGAAGCUCGCGAAGAAGGACCGCAAGCGCGAGAAGAAACGCAAAAGUUACUGAAAGCCGGUUACACGCUCGCACCCGAUUUAGAAGUACGUCUCCACCCACGAAAUUGUCAUCUUCAGCGUAUUACAUUGCAUGUUCUGCCAACAGGAACCUAUCAUUAUGGCAGAAGGUGCCGUGAACGGCGACGCCCUGCCAUCUGAACAGGCGUUGCAAUUAGAAGAGGAGGAGAAACGCCAGGAAGAAGAGCGGAAGAAAAAUCGCGACCCCAUCAUCUACAAGGAUGGCCUUGAUAUCAAUGUCGAAUUUGAUGCCCUUGUGGGUCUUAUCGACGGUAAACUCAACCCUCAAGAACAAACUUCUCUGGAGGAGCUGCAUAAGUUUAUGUUGGAAGAUGAAGGUAGCUGGGUGUUGGGAGAAAACUUCCUAUGUUUCAUAGGUCGUCUGUUGAAUGACAAGGAGAUGUCAGCCGAGGUGCGAGUCCGCACCCUAAAUGUCCUGGCGUUGGCGGCGUUGAAGGACGACGUGAUUCUCCUGCUGCAUCAGGAUCGUCGUGACCAUAUUCUAAUGAACUGCGCGUUUGACAUCGACAGACACGGUUUCGACGAGCAGGUGGCGCUUGCCACCCUUGUGUGCAAUAUGUUCGAAAACCUGAGCUCAUCUGAAUGGCUGCUGUACAUCUCUGAAUGGCAGUACAACGGUCAACAGACGAGUAAUAUUCGGGUGACGACUAAGGUUGCUGUACACUCCCUGCUGGCUGAUGCUCCAGAACUGCAGGAUCGCGGCGCCGCGAUCAUCCACAACCUCGCUUGCAAGGAGGUGUUUGAUGACGUCGCUGUGGAACUGGCCAUGGCAUUACUGCAGUACUUCCAGAAUAAACCCAGCGAAGAAAAUCUCUUCCGCACCAUGAAAGCGAUGGCGAAAUUCGUGCAGAUCUCUCGUCAGGAGGUACCCCAGCUCAUCCAGAUGAUUGGACCCGACCCAAAGAUUUUCAAAGGCACCAGCGCGAGAGUGGAUGCCCUCAUUGAUCAGAUCAGCGCCAAAUGCCGCUGAACCGUCGCUCUUGAGACUUAUUUAUAUUUCCCUGGGCAUUACCCAUUUCACUUGUUAUCAUAAUCUAUUCGUUUAUUUGUUAUUUUUAUUUUCAAGUAGUAGCUGUGCAGUUUCGAUGACUAUUUAUAUUCUAAUUAAUGGAAAUAUAUCUGGGAUAUUAAUGUGUUUUUUUGAGAAUAAUAAACAUUUGUUAAUAA